CGAGAGGUGGACAACAAUAAACUAUUAAAAGAGGAAAGACAACAAAAAGCUGAAUACCUUAGAAAAAUAGAAGAGAUGAAGAGAGAGAUGAAAAAUCAGAGAUCACAGCAUGAAAAACAGCGAAAAGAAAGAGAAGAAGAAGAUAGAAAGAGAGAAGAGAAAUACAGACAAGAUCAAGAAAAGAUGAAACAUGAACAUGAGCGUAUUGUUGCAGAAUUACAGAUGAGACAAGAAGAAGAAAUAAAAAGGAGAGGUUUGGAUGAGAAAAGGAGGAAUGAAGAGGAAGAGGAAGAGAGACGUAGAUGGAAAAUAAAAAUAAAAGAGGCUGAAAAUGACAGAAGAGCGAUUCAAGAGGAAAUAAAACGACAGCAGAGAGAAUGGGAGGAUGAAAAGAAACAACAGAUGAGAGAACGAGAGGAAGAAGAAAGAAAGAGAAAAGAGAGACAUGAGGAACAACUGAGAGAAAAACAAGAAGAACUGGAGAAAAUGAAAAAGAGAUUUGAAAGAGAGAGAGAAGAUGAAAGAGAGAUGAUAGAGGAGCAAAGACAAAAACAGAGAAGAGAAAGACAAGAAAAAGAGAGACAUGAGGAACAACUGAGAGAAAAACAAGAAGAACUGGAGAAAAUGAAAAAGAGAUUUGAAAGAGAGAGAGAAGAUGAAAGAGAGAUGAUAGAGGAGCAGAGACAAAAACAGAGAAGAGAAAGACAAGAAAAAGAGAGACAUGAGGAACAACUGAGAGAAAAACAAGAAGAACUGGAGAAAAUGAAAAAGAGAUUUGAAAGAGAGAGAGAAGAUGAAAGACAAAAGGUAGAAAAGGAUAAACAGAAAGAGAAAAGUGAAAGAGAAGAAAAAGAGAGAGAAUAUGAAAACAAAAAAAUUGAAAUGAAAAGACAUUAUGAACAACUGGAACGAGAGAGAAAAGAGGAGUGGGAAAGAAGAAAACAAGAUGAAGAGCGACAAGAAGAAGAGAGAAAGAGAUGGAAGAAUAUGAUUGAAGAUCUGAAACGAGAACAUAAAAAUGAGGUGAAGAGAAGAGAAAGAGAGGAGAAGGAGAGAAAAGAAAGAGAAGAGGAACAGCUAGAUGAAAUCAAACAAAAACAUGAAGAGGAAAGAAAAGAGAUGGAAAAGAAAUGUCAAUAUGAAGCCAGAAAACAAGCAGAAGAAUUUAAAGAGUCAACAGAAAGAAAACUGCAGCACGUUCUGGAGCUCACCGAGAUGAUUAAAGAGCAUCAAAAACAGCAGGAGUUACUAGACAAACUCUAUAAACACCUGAAAGAACAAAAGAAGAAAUAAAA
Molecule: messenger RNA, 1295 nt
Organism: Carassius carassius (crucian carp)
Lineage: Eukaryota; Metazoa; Chordata; Actinopteri; Cypriniformes; Cyprinidae
Product: golgin subfamily A member 6-like protein 24
Exons: 1
Coding region: 76-1293 (405 amino acids)
Source: RefSeq, a predicted model, not a curated record